AUGAAGAUAUUCUCUCGUCUUCUCCAAUCGCGCUACUCUUCGGAGUACAUUAGGUACCAUCCAAACACUGAUCUCCUCCAUAUCUCUCACCUAAUGUUUGCAGAUGAUGUAAUGAUCUUUUUCGAUGGAUCGAGCUCUUCCCUUUAUGGUAUAAGCGAAACCCUUGAUGAUUUUGCUAGUUGGUCAGGGCUUAAAAUGAAUCAGGACAAGACCGAGAUCUUACACGCUGGUUUGAACCCUUCUGAAUCCACUGUUAUUGCCAGCUAUGGAUUCCCUGCUGGUUCUCUCCCCAUUCGAUACUUAGGCUUGCCGCUGAUGUCUAGAAAGUUGAGGAUUUCAGAAUAUGCUCCGCUAAUUGAUAAGAUCUCAGCUAGGUUCACUUCUUGGGCUGUUCGGUCACUUUCAUUUGUCGGAAGACUCCAACUCAUCUCAUCUAUCAUCACCGGCACAAUGAACUUCUGGAUUUCAACUUUUCUGCUGCUCAGAGGCUGUAUUAAGAGGAUCGAAUCGCUGUGUAGUCGUUUCCUUUGGUCUGGAGCUAUUGAGGGGACGUUCAUGGUAAGAAUGAUCUGGUUGCUAUUCUUGGGUAAUAAAUCUCUCUGGGUGGCUUGGCACAAGCACCACCACAUCGGUAAUGAAAGUUUCUGGUCCAUUAGAGAGCACCCGCGAGAUUCAGGAUGCUGGAAGUCUCUCCUCAAGCUUCGUCAUUUGGCUGAGAAAUUUGUGAUCUGUUCGGUGGGGAAUGGUCGCACUGCAAAAUUCUGGUACGACGCAUGGAUCCCUCUAGGUCCUCUUAUUAAUCUGUUUGGCGAGAUGGGACCGAGAUCACAAAGGUUGCCUCUCAAUGCUGUUGUGGCUGAUGCUUGUAGCCAAGCGGGCUGGUGUCUGCCUUCUCCUCGUUCAGAUCAGGAGGUUCUCCUCCAUGCUCAUCUAACCACCGUUCAGCUUUCUGCUAAUGCAAAUGUCGAGGAUGUGUUCUCUUGGAAGGUCAAUGGCUCCCCUAGCAAGACUUUCUCCGCAAAGGGUACCUGGAAUAUGCUACGGUGUAGGGAGGAUGAAAAGGAUUGGUAUAAUGCCAUUUGGUUUAAAGGGGCAACGCCGAAGCAUGCCUUCUUCAUGUGGACGGCUCAACUGAAUAGGCUGCCGACGAGGUCGCGUCUUGCCUCUUGGGGUCUAAAUAUCCCGUCGUCUUGCUGCCUUUGCUCUGCUCAUGAUGAAACCAGGGAUCACCUCCUGUUCUGGUGUGGUUACGGCGGUGAGAUCUGGUCAGCGGUUCUAAGGCGCAUUGGUGUGGCUCCCUUUGUUUUCCAGUCUUGGACAGCCCUUUUAUCUUGGGUAAAGCAGUGA
Molecule: messenger RNA, 1347 nt
Organism: Eutrema salsugineum
Lineage: Eukaryota; Viridiplantae; Streptophyta; Magnoliopsida; Brassicales; Brassicaceae
Exons: 2
Coding region: 1-1347 (448 amino acids)
Source: RefSeq, a predicted model, not a curated record